This is a messenger RNA of Mycena indigotica, 1845 nucleotides long. Its product is annotated as Peroxisomal hydratase-dehydrogenase-epimerase. The coding region runs from base 1 to 1845 and encodes 614 amino acids. Lineage: Eukaryota; Fungi; Basidiomycota; Agaricomycetes; Agaricales; Mycenaceae. The record is from RefSeq and is a predicted model, not a curated record. Gene Ontology annotation, molecular function: oxidoreductase activity. The transcript is spliced from 14 exons.
AUGGACUUCACAGGGCAGACCGUUGUAAUUACCGGUGCUGGCGGUGGGCUCGGGAAAGCUUAUUCUCUGCUCUUCGCAGCCCGUGGCGCCAAUGUCGUUGUAAACGACUUCAACAGGGACGCCGCGCAAAAGGUCGUGGACGAAAUCACUAAAGGCGAGUUGUGCAAUACAUUAGCGGUUAGUUUGCUUAACGGUAUUUCAAUAGCCGGUGGAAAGGCGGUAGUAAACUCGUCCUCUGCAACCGACGGUGACGCGGUCAUCAAAACCGCCGUCGAUGCAUUCGGCACCGUUACUAUCCUCAUUAACAAUGCUGGAAUCCUCCGCGAUAAAGGCUUCAAAAAGAUGUCGGACGCAGAGUGGGACCAGAUCAUGGAAGUCCACCUCAAAGGCGCCUUUGCUUGCACCAAGGCAGCCUGGCCUUACUUCCGCAAACAAAAAUUCGGACGCGUCGUAAAUACCGCUAGCGCAAGUGGACUGUAUGGUAACUUUGGUCAAGCCAACUACAGCGCGGCAAAGAUGGGGCUGGUGGGAUUCACCAAAACUCUGGCUAUCGAAGGCGCGAAAUACGGCAUCAAGUCGAUUGCUAUUGCUCCGGUGGCCGCUUCAGCCAUGACAGCAACCACAAUGCCUCCUGACAUGCUCGCCAACCUCCAGCCUACCAUGGUUGCACCAUUUGUGCUUGCAGUGUGCCAUCCUGACGGACCCGAUGCAACAGGCAGGGUCUUUGAGGUCGGAGCCGGCGUCGUGACGGAAAAUCGGUGGGAGCGUAGUGCAGGUGCUGUCUUCAGAACAGACUCCAGCUUCACACCAUCUGCAGUUAAAGCAAAGUUCUCCGAAAUCACUGAUUUCAGCAAGCCAUCCUAUCCCAAAGCCUAUACCGAUGUCGACGCCAAGGGAUUCAUUGAAAAGGCUGCCAAAGGUCCUACGAACCAACAAGCAUCCCCUCCGGUCCAAUUCACCGGCAAGACCGUCAUUAUUACCGGUGCCGGUGCCGGUCUUGGUCGCAUCUAUGCUUUGAUGUACGCCAAACUCGGGGCUAACGUCGUUGUCAACGAUGUGAGCGAAAAGGGCGCCAACAGCGUCGUGGCCGAAAUAACUUCCUCGGGUGGCAAGGCUAUCCCCGUCAUUUGCUCUGCCGAGGACGGCGACGCGAUUGUUAAAGCCGCGUUGGCCAAAUUCGGCGGUGUCCACGUCCUCGUCGCUAAUGCUGGAAUUCUGCGCGAUAAAUCUUUCCAAGCGAUGACACCAAAGGAAUGGGAUGAUGUAAUCCAAGUUCACUUGCGCGGUACCUUCAAGUGCGCCAAAGCUGUCUGGCCCAUCUUCCAGGAGCAGAAGUACGGUCGUAUUAUCACGACGGCUUCCCAAGUGGGAAUUUAUGGAAACUUCGGCCAAGCCAACUACUCAACAGCUAAAGCUGGGCUGAUUGGCUUAGCUCGCACUCUUGGCCACGAAGGUCGAAAAUACAACAUUCUCGCAAAUGUCAUUGCUCCCUCCGCUGGUACCGCCAUGACACAGACAAUAUGGACACCAGAAAUGGUCCAAACAUUCAAACCUGACUACAUCGCUCCUCUCGUUGGCUACCUCACAAGUGAAGACAACACUGAGACAACUGGCUCGCUAUUUGAAGUGCUCGGCGGAUGGGCCGCGCAGACACGGUGGCAGCGCUCUGGUGGCUACAGCUUCCCGACAAAAGCUCCUUUCACGCCCGAAGACGUCAAAGCCAAGUGGGCCCAAAUCACCGAUUUCAAUGAUGGUCGGGCAACACAUCCGACGACCACUGCAGAGGCAUUGGAGCAGAUUGUGGCCAACUUUGGUAACAAUGGGGACGCAAAAGCAAAAUUGUAA